Messenger RNA from Varanus komodoensis (Komodo dragon), 3243 nucleotides. RefSeq names its product PHD finger protein 8 (gene PHF8). Bases 400 to 3243 code for a protein of 947 amino acids. Gene Ontology annotation, molecular function: transcription coregulator activity; histone demethylase activity. The transcript is spliced from 22 exons. NCBI's taxonomy places the organism in Eukaryota, Metazoa, Chordata, Lepidosauria, Squamata, Varanidae. The record is from RefSeq and is a predicted model, not a curated record. Gene Ontology annotation, biological process: regulation of transcription by RNA polymerase II; protein demethylation.
UCCCUUGUUUUGAAUAAACUUUAUUGAGAAGCAGAGGGAAAAGCAGGAUCUUGGGCCUCGCUGAGGCCUUUUCAGCCGAAGAAAAGCUUACUGGAGCCGCUUUGCCCCGCGAAGGCCUCGAUCCCCGACCUGGAGUACACCGUUCCGCCGGGGAGAAGGUGGAAAUAGAUAAGACGGACUUAACAAGAGCAGCUGCAUUUUGCAUGAAGGUUGGUGCCUGAGAAGUAGAGGGGAGGUAGGUGAAAUGUUUUGCCCCCUCCCCUAGUGGGGACCAGGCUGACUUUUCCUCAGGCCUCAGCAUGACCGGCUUCUCCAACUUGCCGCAGUGGACAGUUUGAUGUUGUGCAACUCCUGAGGGUCUGCCUUUGCUUGAACUUGGAGCACCCCCCCUUCCCCACCAUGGCUUCUGUCCCCGUGUAUUGUCUCUGUCGCCUGCCCUACGAUGUCACCCGCUUCAUGAUCGAAUGUGACGUUUGUCAGGACUGGUUCCAUGGCAGCUGUGUUGGAGUAGAAGAGGAUGCAGCAGCUGACAUUGACUUGUAUCAUUGCCCUAAUUGCCAACUUCUUCAUGGACCAUCUGUCAUGAAACGGCGCCGGGGGAACCUGAAACAGCUUGACUCAUCUACAAACAAAGAGGUUGGCAAGGCAGUGAAGACUGGUAGUGGUCAGUUUAUCAAGGAACUUCGUAGCAGGACAUUUCCUAGUGCAGACGAGGUGAUCCUAAAGCCAAGUGGGACCCAGCUGACAGUAGAGUUCCUGGAGGAGAACAGCUUCAGCGUGCCCAUCCUUGUCCUGAAGAAAGAUGGGUUAGGCAUGACCCUCCCUCCACCUUCAUUCACCGUGCGUGAUGUGGAGCAUUAUGUGGGUGCUGACAAGGAGAUUGAUGUAAUUGAUGUAACACGCCAAGCUGACCUCAAGAUGCGCCUGGGUGACUUUGUCAGCUAUUACUGCAGCAGCCGCAGGGAGAAAGUCCUCAACGUCAUCAGCCUGGAAUUCUCUGAGACCAGGCUCUCUAACUUGGUGGAGACCCCAAAGAUUGUGCGAAAGUUAUCCUGGGUGGAGAACCUGUGGCCGGAGGAGUCGGUAUUUGAGCGACCCAAUGUGCAAAAGUAUUGCCUGAUGGGAGUGCGGGACAGCUACACAGAUUUCCACAUUGACUUUGGGGGCACCUCUGUCUGGUAUCAUGUGUUGCGGGGAGAAAAGAUAUUCUACCUGGUGCGUCCCACUGCUGCAAACCUGACGCUCUUUGAGACAUGGAGCAGCUCCUCCAAUCAGAAUGAAAUGUUCUUUGGGGAUCAGGUGGACAGGUGCUAUCGCUGCCCCGUCCGACAGGGCCAGACUCUCUUCAUACCAACAGGGUGGAUCCAUGCAGUGUUGACCCCUGUUGACUGCCUGGCCUUUGGGGGCAAUUUUCUACACAGUCUCAACAUUGAGAUGCAACUCAAAGCUUACGAGAUUGAAAAGCGCCUCAGUACAGCUGACCUCUUCAAAUUCCCAAACUUUGAAACCAUCUGUUGGUACGUUGGCAAGCACCUGCUGGAUAUCUUCCGAGGUCUUCGAGAGAAUCGCAGACACCCUGCUGCUUAUUUGGUUCAUGGGGCCAAAGCCCUGAACACAGCCUUCCGCUCUUGGACCAAGAAGGAGGCCCUGGCGGAGCACGAGGAAGAAAUCCCUGGCGCUGUGCGUCCAGCCCAGCUCAUCAAAGAUCUGGCCAAGGAGAUCAGGCUUGUGGAAGAUAUCUUCCAGCAGAACCUCGGAAAGACAGGCAGUCCCUUCGGCCUGCAAAGGGGUACCCAGCCAGGUGCAGCUGCCAGGAGGAGUGACCAGAUUCCCAAGGAGCUGGGCAGGAAAGGCAGCCGGAAGGAUGUUGCCGCCCUCAAAGCUGUGGAACUGGAGCUGCUGCACAAAUACAAGAAGCAGGCCCUCAAGGGCGUAGAGAGCCCUGUCCAGGAGGAGCUCGAAUUGCCAAGUUCCAGCCAGGAAGAUACGGACGGAGAGCCUGACCUGACUGAGGAAGAGCUGUCUUUAGUAGUGGCAACCAACGGCCGGGGUCCCAGCAGGAAGAUCAAGGCCUCUGAAGGCAUCCGGAGCCGUAAAGAUGCACAUGCACGAGCUCCACCCAGCCCCUCUGACACCGAGGCCCUUGAUGUUGACUCCGAGGAAGACCUACAGAUCGAUGAGACACCUCGCAGGGAAAGGAGGAGCCUGGUGUUGCGCAAGCGACUGUCCAAAUUUCCCCGGAAAUUGCCUCGAGCCAAGCCAUGCUCUGAUCCAAACCGAGUACGAGAGCCAGGAGAAGUGGAAUUUGACAUUGAGGAGGACUAUACCACAGAGGAGGAGGAGACGGCAUCCGGUGAUGACCAGUUGGAGGGCAGCAGUAGCGCCGGCGGGAUUCUGGACCUGCUCAAGGCCAGUCGGCAGGUGGGCGGUGCAGACUAUGAUGAGCUCAGCGAUGCACCUGCCUCCCCCAGCACUCAGGAAGCCAUCCAGGGCAUGCUGUGCAUGGCUAACCUCCAGUCCUCAUCGUCCUCACCGGGGGCUUCCAGCUUGCAGGCCUGGUUGGCAGCGGGGCAUGAGCGUGGCUCUGCAGGAGCCUCUGGCUCCCAGCGUUCAGGGAAGAGACCCAUCAAGCGGCCAGCCCAUCACAGCACCGACAGUGAGGAAGAGGCCAGUCUGGAUGAGCAAGAGAGCCUGGGAGCCUGCUUCAAGGAUGCGGAGUACAUUUACCCAUCCUUGGAAUCGGACGAGGAUGACCCAGCCUUGAAAUCACUACCAAAGAAGAAGAAAUGCACAGAUGAUGCUCCCUGGAGUCCCAAGGCCCGGGUGACCCCAACACUGCCCAAGCAAGACAGGCCGGUGCGUGAAGGAACCAGAGUGGCAUCUGUCGAAACGGGCCUUGCAGCCGCAGCAGCCAAACUAGCUCAGCAGGAACACCAGAAGUUGCAGCGGCGGAAGCUUGUGGUAAAAAGGAAACCACCGUCUCCGAAGGUGCCCAGCCCAGAACCGGAACUGGAGCCAGAACCAGAGCUCGAACCAGAACCAGUGGAAACAGAAGUGGAAUCAGACUUGCCACUGCAACCACAGCAGGAUCCCGAUCCUGGGGUGCUGGUGGCUCCUGUGCCCACCCCCCCAACACCUGAACCCAAACAGGAGCAAUUUGCCGGCAGCCUGGUAGAUCAUGAGUACACCGCCCGGCCCAGUGUCUUUGGAAUGGCCCAGGUGAACCGCGCAACCAUUUUAUGA